GAAAAAGGAGCCAACCAUCUUUGCCUAUAAAAACGCUUUUAGCUUCUCAUCUUCUUCCCCCCCCCUUUCCUCUCUGUUCUUCAUUGUAACACAAUAUUACACUCUGUUUCCUCUGUUUUUGCUCUGUUUCUUGCCAUUCUUUAAGACUCUUAAGGUUUCCUUUUGAUCAAGAUACAAAAAUGGAAUAUGAAAACCAAUACAGGCUAACUCCAAGGCCUAAAUAUGAUUGCCUUCUAUUUGACCUUGAUGAUACCCUUUAUCCUGUUAGUUCUGGUCUUCAAAGAGAAUGUGGAAAGAACAUCAAAGAUUACAUGGUCGAAAAGCUUGGAAUUGAAAAGGACAAAAUUGUUGAAUUGUCCAAUGCUUUGUACAAGAAUUAUGGGACAACAAUGGCUGGCCUUAGGGCUAUUGGUUAUGACUUUGACGAUGAUGAAUACCACAGUUAUGUUCAUGGAAGACUCCCUUAUGAGAACUUAAGACAAGAUCCUCUAUUAAGGAGUCUAUUGCUUAGUUUGCCUGUUAGAAAAAUUAUCUUUACAAAUGCAGACAAGGACCAUGCUAAAAAAGCUCUUAAAAAACUGGGAUUAGAGGACUGUUUUGAAGGGAUUAUUUGCUUUGAAACCCUUAAUCCUAUCCAUAAGAACACAGUUUCUGAUGAUGAAGAUGACAUUGAAUUCUUGGGAUCUUCUGUCACAAGAAAUGAUAGUCUUAAAACCCCCGAAAUUUUCGACAUAAUCGGCCACUUCGCGAACCCGAACCCCGACGUAACAUUACCCAAGACACCCAUCGUGUGUAAACCGCAAGAAUCAGCCAUCGAACGAGCUCUCAAGAUCGCCAAAAUCAACCCUCAAAGAACAUUGUUCUUCGACGAUAGCGUACGCAACAUCCAGGCAGGAAAACGCGUCGGUCUUCACACCGUCCUCGUUGGUUCUUCUCAAAGACCUAAAGGUGCAGAUUAUGCAUUAGAAAGCAUCCAUAACAUCAAGCAAGCAUUACCAGAACUAUGGGAAACGGACAUGAAAUCUGAAGUCAACUACACAGGACAAGUUGCAGUAGAAACAUCUGUGACGGCUUAGAUCAUGUUAUAUGUUUUUUAUGUCUUUUUUUUCUAUUAUAGGAAAAAAAGAUUAAGGGCCAUCAAUGCCUAGUGGGAUCAUAUUGUCCACAUCCCUUUGUUCAUAUGAUGUAGAUGCAUUGUUCUCAUCUUCAUUAUAUAAUAUAUAUACAUAUAUCUAUUAUACGAAUAAAAAAAGAGGAAUUUUCAUUUUCCCUUUUAA
This is a messenger RNA of Gossypium raimondii (Peruvian cotton), 1277 nucleotides long. RefSeq lists its product as uncharacterized. Bases 180 to 1076 code for a protein of 298 amino acids. Lineage: Eukaryota; Viridiplantae; Streptophyta; Magnoliopsida; Malvales; Malvaceae. The transcript has 9 exons. The record is from RefSeq and is a predicted model, not a curated record.